Cololabis saira (Pacific saury) is the source of this 2596-nucleotide messenger RNA. RefSeq lists its product as uncharacterized. Gene Ontology annotation, molecular function: GTPase activity. The transcript has 12 exons. Bases 43 to 1389 code for a protein of 448 amino acids. Lineage: Eukaryota; Metazoa; Chordata; Actinopteri; Beloniformes; Belonidae. The record is from RefSeq and is a predicted model, not a curated record.
CCUCGCUGGGAACAGCAGUGACGGUUCUUGGCCGUGGUCACAAUGUCGGGCAGAAAGCCCCGGUCUGUGGCAAACCCCCUGGAGUCCUCGAUCACCACUCCCGGGGAGAAGAUCCUGAAGGAAUGCCACAGUCUGUAUGUCGACAGCGAAAACGGCCUGGUGAAGAUUGCCAGCAGCCUCGGAGUCCGGCUCCUGCCUCCAAGGAAGAAGAUCAUUGUGAUGAUAUUGGGUAACCACUCAGCAGGAAAGAGCUCCUUCAUUAACUGGUAUGUUGAGGAGCACAUCCAGAAAACAGGCGUGGCCAUUGAAACUCAGGGGUUUACGUUCAUCACAAGUGGCCGCAAGAGGGAAUCACUGACGGGGAACGCCACACUGCAUCUGUAUCCUCACUUUCGACCACUCCUUGACUUCAAAGGUGCUUUGGACUACCUGACUGCUGAAAUCUCUACCUCAAAGCAGAAGAAAUUCAGCUUGGUGACGUUUGUGGACACUCCGGGUUUGGUGGACGGAGACAUGAUCUACCCUUUUGAUGUUAAUAGCGCCAUCACCUGGUUGGGAGAACAGGCAGACUUGAUUUUUGUCUUUUUUGACCCAAUGGGCCAAGCACUGUGCAAACGCACACUCAACAUAGUGGAGAAGCUGAGUGAAAAAUGUGGUGACAAGCUUAUGUUUUACCUCAGCAAAGCAGACGAAGCUGGGAGGGAGACGGACAGGCAGAGAGUAAUGAUGCAGAUAGUCCAGGAACUGUGUCGCCGUCCAGGUCUCAACAAAUGUGGUUUUGAGAUGCCAACAAUUUACAUCCCCAAUCCACAAAAGCCGAGCAGGUGCGUGAACCAGAUCGAUAGUGUUUGUCAGACCAUUGAGAAGACCAUCAACCAGGCCGUGCAGAAGACUUUGGAUCAGUUGGAGAAAGAUUGCAACCUCAUUUGUUCCACCAUCAGCAGCAGACUGGAGCAAGACAGGGCUGAAGUGGCUGACAACAGAAGCAGACGUCUUCACUCUUUUGUGUGUGGAGCUUUGGGUAUUUUCCUUCCUUUCCUCUUCAUCCUCAGUUUCAUUGUGAACACCUUCUCCAAAGAGCAGCUGGAUGAGCUGUUGGGCGAAGGUUCAGCUCAGACUAUCACGCUCUUCACAGGAAUAGUAAUGUGUCUGUGGGAGUGGAUACCAGAAGAUGGACAAGUGGUGUUUGUGAUAGUUUUUGGGGCUUUCUGCUACCUCCUGCUUUUCCUGGCAAAAUAUUUUGCGGGCCGAAGGAAUAAAACAUUGACAAAGAAGGAGAAGAGGACGAUGGCAGAGUAUAGCGAUUAUAUCCAUGACAUCGUCAGAACUAAAAAGGCUAAACUGUAUGACUGGUACCUACAGCAGUGUGCAGCAGAGGGUGAUCUCUGACGCUGGGUAAGCUGAUGACGGUUUGGAUUUUUGCCGAGAUGCUACACGGUUUGCGUACAAAGCUGCACAUCUGUCACAAUGUGUCAGUUGGCAUUUAUGGUGGAAUCAGCGUGACUUUUUUUUAAAUGGACAAUCAUGUGACUGAAUGAUCAGAUCUUCCACCUGUCAGUCACAUUUAACCUCAACUCAGCAGCCCAUUUGAAAAGUGCCUUCUUUUUUGUUUUCCUCUUUUUAACUGAGCAUUGGAAAAGCUGUGAUUGUAGCUGUGUGGUGAAAACAAAUUUCAUAAUGUGACUUUUUUGUGUUUGUUUUUUUUAGUUUUUUUUUAUAGUAUGGUACUUACCUAAGACAUGCUAGAAAGAAGCCAAGUGUUUACAAAAUGACUUUUCUCUCUUUUAACUUCUGCUUUUACCAGCAAAUAUGUCUUUGUGAUGACUGUUUAUGUAGUCAUGGUCCAGAAAUCUCCUCGCCCCGUCCUGACGGACCUCAGUAUAACCUGAAUGUGUUUUCAUGUUGUAUGUCAGCAAUAUAGGCUCAAUAAGCAACACUAGGUUAACACCUGGCUGGGCAUUAUAAUUGGACAUGUAGAGUCAAUAAACCUUAUAGCUGCAAGCUGUAUCCUGCCUAUAAAGAUUGAAACUUACAGGUUGAUGUGUGAUAGUUUUGUUUUAAAGAUGUGUUCCUUUAAUUCAUCAGUAUGGUAAAGCUGGUUAACUGUGAAGUCCCUGCUCAGAUGGGAGCCUCCUGGAUUGUGUUAAAAAGCACUGAACCCUUCAAGUUUGCAGAUUGAUUCAUCUGUUAACACCCUCAAAUGCCUUCACUCCAGUGUUAUGCUUUAUAACUAUUUAUUAAUCUCAAAUGGUGUCUAUAGUUGAGUGUUUUUUUGUAUUCAAAUCUCAUCCCCAUCACAUCUAAUAGUCCUUUUCUUUUCCUCAAAUAAAAAAAAGUUUCUUGUCCUUGUUUUCAAAUUAUGCAGUGUUCUGUCAUUUGCGUACAUUGGAUUAUGAUGGGAUAACAUCCUAGUUUAGCACAGCAGUCUCUGUUGUCAAAUUACCUUACACUAAAUAAUUAAGAUGUCAAAGUUUGAUGGGCAUAUUUGAGUCAAACAGAGCCGAGUUGUUGCAUGACAGCCAACCGACAUUAACCCUCCCAGUUUGUGCCAUGGAUUUCCUUUUUCUAAUGAAAAAAUAUUUUAAAAUGUGUCCAU